AUGCGUAAUGUACGUCCCCUGUACACACCGAUACGGCUCACAGACAAGGCCGCGUCCAUUAGAUUCGUGAUAGCGUUGAUCACGGCGUACUGUUAUUCUCGGUGGAUGGAACAAAUCUUUAAGUCGACGUUAUACGGUCCUAGGAUCCAUGCGAUAGAUCAUAUGUCCGAGUUCAGGGGCUCUCUCACCAACUCUCAGGUUCGAGCACAUUACCACAGAGAUACAACUACAAUCGAUCGCUACCUUACAGCACGCCCACCAUAUUCUCCUUCGAAAGCUGUAUCAUAA
Molecule: messenger RNA, 288 nt
Organism: Colletotrichum lupini
Lineage: Eukaryota; Fungi; Ascomycota; Sordariomycetes; Glomerellales; Glomerellaceae
Exons: 1
Coding region: 1-288 (95 amino acids)
Source: RefSeq, a predicted model, not a curated record